This is a messenger RNA of Photinus pyralis (common eastern firefly), 4432 nucleotides long. It is a transcript of the gene Sra-1, whose product is annotated as cytoplasmic FMR1-interacting protein. The transcript is spliced from 19 exons. Gene Ontology annotation, biological process: axon guidance; regulation of translation; cell morphogenesis. The record is from RefSeq and is a predicted model, not a curated record. The coding region runs from base 221 to 4096 and encodes 1291 amino acids. Gene Ontology annotation, cellular component: synapse; neuron projection; SCAR complex. Lineage: Eukaryota; Metazoa; Arthropoda; Insecta; Coleoptera; Lampyridae. Gene Ontology annotation, molecular function: small GTPase binding; RNA 7-methylguanosine cap binding.
AGAGUUUCUAGUUGUCAAACCUAAAAAACAUAAGUGUCAAACCUCCAACUUGAGCAGGGUUAUCCGGCAGCGGCACUCCCUUCCUGUAUGAAUCGUAUAAGUGGAAAUGCUGAUAAAUAAUGAAAUUUCAUAACAAGUGAAAUAUUUAUAACCUAUUAACUGUGUUUACCUAUUGGCAAAAAUUUUCAAUACCGAAUCCAGCAAGAUUCUAAGAGGCCAAAUGUCUGCAACAGAUAGAGUGUCUUUAACCGAUGCCUUAUCCAAUGUGGAUGUGUUGGACGAAUUGCCCCUACCGGACGAACAACCAUGCAUCGAAGCUCAACCGUGUUCUGUUGUUUAUCAGGCCAACUUUGAUACUAACUUUGAAGACCGCAAUGGUUUUGUUACUGGUAUUGCUAAAUAUAUUGAAGAAGCGACUGUGCAUGCCAAUUUGAAUGAGCUGCUAGAUGAGGGUCAGGAACAUGCCGUUAUGUUGUACACUUGGCGAUGUUGUUCGCGAGCAAUUCCACAACCUAAGUCAAACGAACAACCCAAUCGCGUGGAAAUUUAUGAAAAGACUGUCGAAGUACUGGCGCCCGAAGUGAAUAAACUCUUAAAUUUUAUGUAUUUCCAAAGAAAAGCGAUUGAGAGGUUUUCACAGGAAGUAAAGCGACUUUGUCACGCUGAAAAACGAAAAGACUUCGUAUCCGAAGCGUACUUAUUAACUCUGGGCAAAUUCAUAAACAUGUUCGCUGUGCUCGACGAGUUGAAAAACAUGAAGUCGAGUGUCAAAAACGACUAUUCCACGUAUCGUAGGGCUGCACAGUUUUUAAAAGUAAUGUCGGAUUCGCAAACUUUACAGGAAUCGCAGAACCUAUCCAUGUUCUUGGCGACCCAAAAUAAGAUACGCGACACGGUCAAGGAAAAUCUUGAGAAAAUUAAUGGGUAUGAGGAGCUGCUGGCCGACGUUGUAAAUAUAUGCGUGCAUAUGUUUGAGACUAAAAUGUAUCUUACGCCGAGUGAAAAGCACAUGCUGGUUAAAGUAAUGGGUUUUGGAUUAUUUUUAAUGGACAGCGAACUGUGCAAUAUUAACAAAUUGGAUCAAAAGAAAAAGUUACGCCUAGAUCGUAUUGAUCGCAUAUUUAAGAAUUUGGAAGUUGUUCCGUUAUUUGGAGACAUGCAGAUCGCCCCUUUUAAUUACAUCAAACGCAGCAAGCAUUUCGAUCCAAGCAAAUGGCCGUUAUCAAAUUCAAAUGCACCUUCACCUCAGGCAGAUCUAAUGGUACACUUACCGCAGAUUAGAGAUGAUCAUGUUAAGUACAUUAGCGAAUUGGCAAGAUACAGUAAUGAGGUCACGACGACGUAUAAGGAAAGCGGUAGCGAUACAGAAAACAGAGAAACUGCAGAGUUAGCACUUAGGGGUCUGCAGUUGCUUUCUGAGUGGACUAGUGUGGUUACAGAGUUGUAUUCGUGGAAGCUGUUACACCCUACUGAUCAUCAUCAAAACAAAGAGUGUCCACCAGAAGCCGAAGAAUACGAACGCGCCACACGAUAUAAUUACACAGAUGAAGAAAAAUUCGCCCUGAUUGAAGUAAUAGCAAUGAUCAAAGGCUUGCAAGUUCUAAUGGCACGAAUGGAAACUGUAUUCACAGACGCUAUCAGGCGCAACAUUUACGCCGAACUUCAAGAUUUCGUCCAGUUGAAUUUAAGGGAGCCGCUACGAAAGGCGAUUAAGAAUAAAAAGGAUCUGAUUCGAAGUAUAAUAAUGUCUGUGCGAGAAACGUGCGCCGACUGGCAAAGGGGAGUUGAGCCUUUACAGGACCCGGCAUUAAAAGGAAAGAAAGAUCCUGACAAUGGAUUCGGUAUUAAAGUACCCAGAAGAAAUGUCGGUCCAUCCUCAACACAGUUGUAUAUGGUACGUACAAUGCUAGAAUCAUUGAUUGCAGACAAGUCAGGCGGGAAAAGAACGUUGAGAAAAGAUAUUGAUGGUCAAUAUUUGAUGUUAAUCGAUCAGUUUCACAAAACUUCAUUCUAUUGGAGCUUCCUGCUCAAUUUUAGUGAGUCGCUGAAGAAUUGUUGUGAUUUAUCUCAACUGUGGUAUAGAGAGUUUUAUCUGGAGAUGACGAUGGGGCGUCGUAUUAAUAAAUGUACCGUACGCCAUCACCACAACGAAGAGUGCAAUGACUUGGUUACAAUGGAAAAACGUAUACAGUUCCCAAUCGACAUGUCGAUGCCGUGGAUUUUAACUGAUCACAUUUUGAAAACCAAGGAACCUUCAAUGAUGGAGUAUGUGCUUUACCCAUUGGAUUUAUACAAUGAUAGCGCGUUGUACGCCUUGACGAUCUUUCGAAAACAAUUCUUGUACGAUGAAGUCGAGGCUGAAGUAAACUUGUGUUUUGACCAGUUUGUCUAUAAGCUCAGUGAGCAAAUCUUCGCAUAUUAUAAACAACUCGCGGCAAGUAUAUUUUUGGAUAAACGCUUCCGAGUGGAAUGUGCAGCUUUAGGUGCGUAUUUGCUACCGUAUCCAAGAGCCAAUCGUUACGAGACGUUAUUGAAGCAACGCCAUGUGCAACUUUUGGGCAGAUCUAUUGAUUUGAAUAAGCUUAUUACGCAACGAAUUAAUGCUGACAUGCAGAAAUCUCUUGAUUUGGCGAUUAGCAAGUUUGAAGCUGGGGAUAUCACUGGUGUAAUAGAGCUUCAAGGAUUACUUGAGGUAAACCGUUUAUGCCACAAAUUGUUAAGUAAAUGGUUGGCACUAGACGAUUACGAUUCGAUGUUUAGGGAAGCCAACCAUAACGUUUUGGCUCCGUACGGUAGAAUAACCUUGCACGUAUUUUGGGAAUUAAAUUACGAUUUUCUACCGAACUAUGUGUAUAACGCCGCUACGAAUCGCUUUACAAAGUACAAAGGUCAGAUAGCCUUCACUCCGCCGGUGCAUCGUGAUAAACCACCGCAAAUGUCGCAUCAUUAUUUGUGGGGGACCAAGCCGUUAAACAUGGCGUAUACUACUCAAUACACACAAUACUCUGGUUUUGUUGGUCCACACCAUUUCCACGCUAUGUGUAAGCUACUAGGCUAUCAAGGAAUUGCAGUUGUAAUGGAGGAACUGUUGAAAAUUGUUAAGUCCCUAGUGCAAGGGAAUUUGCUGCAAUUUACCAAAACGCUUAUGGUUGCAAUGCCGAAAGUGUGCAAACUGCCAAGAUAUGAUUACGGAUCGCCAGGUGUGUUGAGUUAUUACCACGCCCAACUAAACGAUAUUGUUCAGUACCCUGACGCAAGAACGGAACUGUUCCACAAUUUCCGAGAAUUUGGAAAUACUAUACUGUUCUGCCUGUUGAUGGAGCAGGCUUUAUCGCAGGAAGAGGUUUGUGAUUUACUUCAAGCUGCUCCGUUUCAGAAUAUUUUGCCAAGACCUUUUUGCAAAGAAGGUGAAAAGCCCGAAACCAAACAGAAGAGGCUCGAAUCGAAAUAUGCGGCUUUACAAAUCGUACCGAACAUUGAAAAAUUGGGGACCGCCAAGCAAGCGAUGAUAUCUAGAGAAGGCGAUCUUUUAACGAGGGAACGGUUAUGUUGCGGACUAUCAGUUUUUGAAGUGGUGCUGAAUCGACUGCGUAGCUUUCUGGAUGAUCCAGUUUGGGUUGGACCCCCACCGACUAACGGUGUCAUGAACGUUGACGAAUGCACCGAAUUUCAUCGGCUGUGGUCAGCCUUGCAAUUUGUUUACUGUAUUCCUGUCGGUGAUACUGAAUACACUGUGGAGGAACUCUUUGGAGAAGGUCUUCACUGGGCAGGUUGCACAAUGAUUGUCCUGUUGGGACAACAAAGAAGAUUCGAGGCACUCGACUUCUGUUAUCACAUACUACGUGUGCAACGUGUUGAUAUGAAAGAUGAAAUUGUGAAAGGCAUCAGUUUGAAACGAAUGGUGGACAGAAUUAGACGGUUUCAAGUUUUGAAUUCUCAGAUAUUUGCGAUUUUAAAUAAAUUCUUAAAGUCUGGCGAAAAUGAUGAAAUGUCAGUUGAACAUGUAAGGUGCUUUCCACCGCCAUUGCAUCCUUCGUUAACACCACAGCAGCAUUAUCACGCACCUGAACAUCUUCGUCAAGCAAUGAUGAUUUAACUCAUUUACUGCAAAAUAUUUUCCAUAUUGCAUGAUAUCUGCAUUAUCACAGAUGUAAGCAAUAUUGGCAUGUGUAGCUAUAUAAAGAGCUGCUAUUUGUAUGUAUUAUGGAAAUACUAAAUUUUGCCAAAUUACACUUACAUUUUGAGAAUAAACAAAAGAAUUGGUAUUUUUCCAUCUGUGUAAUUACAUUAGGUUAUAUGCACCUAUUCUUAGUCAUAAGUCACAUUUACAUAUUCCAUCAUAUUUAUACAAGCAUUUUUCAUAUUUUACAUUAUUUUAUUUAAAGUUUAUAAGCAUCACGUGGUAAAGCAAAUAAAUACUUUCUUUUGUUAA